AUGUCAACUCCUUCUAAAAGACCAUCUUCGCGAGCUUCUUCAGAAGCCCUAACACCAUCUCGCAGAACACGAGCGUCUCAACAAGUAAUCGUACCCGAGACACCUCAACGGUCUACCGGUACUCCGUCAAAAGAUGGAACUCCAGGAACUCCGCGGAGAACACCGCGCACUCCAACUCACCAGGUUCCAGGCACUUCCCCAGCCAGAGCUCUUGAAUCUAGCCCUAUUGGCAUGGAUAUUGAUAUGAGUUCGCCAUUGAACUAUGGAACACCAAGCUCACUGAGCACACCUCGAUCACUCAUGAGGGGAGCUAUGACUCCAGCAAGACAAAGAGCUGACUUGCGAGGACAUCAAGUGGGUCCAAAUGUUCCUGCACCUACUCCAACAAGACAUGCUGAAGGAGGUCAAGAAACAGCUUCAAGCGAGCCUCAGCUUGUAGUGUGGGGUACGGACGUUGCAAUUGCAGAAUGUCGAGAGAAGUUCAUAAAGUUUCUCCAGAGAUUUGUCGAACCCACUGCAGUCACCAAUGAGCCAUUAUAUGAAAUGAAACUGGAGGAGAUUCACACCCUUGAAGAGCCAUUUUUGGAUAUUGAUUGUGAACAUGUUAAAGUUUUUGAUGCUAAACUCCAUAGACAAUUUGUUUGUUAUCCUCAAGAGGUGAUUCCAGCAUUUGACGCAGCAGUUAAUGAGUUGUUCUUUCAAAAGUAUCCAGCUGCAGUGCUGGAACAUCAGAUACAGGUCAGGCCAUACAAUGCACCGCAUAGGCAUAUGAGGGAUUUGAAUCCUGAAGACAUCGACCAACUGGUAACCAUAUCGGGCAUGGUGAUCCGCACGUCGACCAUCGUGCCGGAAAUGCGCGAAGCCUACUUCCGGUGCGGGGUGUGCGGGGCGGGGGCGGCGGCGGAGCUGGAGCGGGGUCGCGUGCCGGAGCCCGCUCACUGCUCGCACUGCAGCACGGCGCACAGUUUCCAGCUCAUACACAACCGCUCGCACUUCACCGACAAACAGCUGGUCAAGCUGCAAGAGGCCCCCGAUGAUAUGCCAGCCGGUCGGACCCCAGCCACCGUCAGUGUAAUGGCCCAUGGGGCCUUAGUGGAAGGGGUGGGGGCGGGAGAAAGGGUCGCGGUGACCGGAGUGUUCCGGGCUGCGCCUGCGUCCGUCAACCCUCGGAGGGCAACACUCCGGGCAUUGCAUAGGACCCACAUAGACUCAUUGCAUUACAAGAAAACCCAUUCUGAUAGAUUGCACGAUAUGGAAGAGGGUAAAGAGCACCAGUUUCCUCCGGAACGCGUGGAAAUGUUCAAGACGUUGUCCUCGCAGCCGGAUUGCUACGAGAGGCUCGCGAGGGCCAUAGCGCCGUCUAUUUACGAGAACUUGGACAUUAAGAAGGGAGUGCUGCUGCAGCUUCUCGGAGGCACCAAGAAGAACUUCAAUGCCGCUGGUCGGACACACUUUAGAUCGGAAAUAAACAUUUUGCUGUGCGGAGAUCCGGGGACGAGUAAAUCCCAGUUGUUGCGCUGGGUGCACUCCCUGGUCCCUCGGGCGCAGUACACCUCCGGCAGAGGCUCCUCUGCGGUGGGACUCACGGCUUACGUCACCAAGGACCCCGAUACGCGACAGCUCAUACUGCAGACAGGGGCUCUAGUGUUAUCUGAUAACGGAAUAUGUUGCAUCGACGAGUUUGACAAAAUGAACGAUUCCACUCGCAGUGUUCUCCACGAGGUGAUGGAACAGCAGACCCUGUCGAUAGCGAAGGCCGGCAUCAUUUGCCAACUCAACGCCCGGACGUCGAUCCUGGCGGCGGCCAACCCGGCCGAGUCCCAGUGGAACAAGAACAAGACCAUCGUCGAGAAUGUUCAGCUGCCUCACACGCUCAUGUCGAGAUUCGACUUGAUAUUCCUGAUAUUGGACCCGCAAGACGAAGUCUUCGAUCGCAGACUGGCCUCACAUUUGGUCUCCCUCUAUUACCGAGACCCCAGUCAAGUGCACGAAGAUGAUGAGGAUUUAAUCGGUAUCAACUUGAUGCGGGACUAUUUGGCAUUCGCCAAGGAAAACGUCCACCCCACACUCAGCGAGGCUUCGCAGCAGAGACUUAUUGACGCCUACGUUGACAUGAGGCGGGUAGGCAGCGGUCGCGGUCAAAUAUCGGCCUACCCGCGUCAGCUGGAAUCCCUCAUUCGGCUAGCAGAGGCUCACGCCAAGGUUCGCUUAUCUUCCGUCGUGGAGAUCAAGGACGUCGACGAAGCUGCUCGACUCCAUCGUGAAGCCUUGAAGCAGUCGGCCACCGACCCGGCCUCGGGCCGUAUCGACGUAGGGAUCCUCACGACCGGUCUGGGCGCGGCUGCGAGAAGGCGUCGCGCCGAUCUGUUGGCUGCCCUCAAGGAGGCCUUGGAACCGAUGCAGAGGCCGUCUACCCUCACGCACAACAAGUUACUGCAGAAGAUCAACGCAGGCUCCCAAAUCACGGUAUCCCGAGAGCAGUUGGACGAAGCUCUACGAGAUUUACAGGACGAAGGGAAAGUUACUGUCGUCAGUUCCUCGCAUAUUAGAAUUAUUUGA
This is a messenger RNA of Pieris macdunnoughi, 2559 nucleotides long. The record is from the annotation of a GenBank genome assembly. Lineage: Eukaryota; Metazoa; Arthropoda; Insecta; Lepidoptera; Pieridae.